Molecule: messenger RNA, 1821 nt
Organism: Tetrahymena thermophila SB210
Lineage: Eukaryota; Ciliophora; Oligohymenophorea; Hymenostomatida; Tetrahymenidae
Product: asparaginyl-tRNA synthetase protein
Exons: 6
Biological process (GO): asparaginyl-tRNA aminoacylation
Cellular component (GO): mitochondrion
Molecular function (GO): asparagine-tRNA ligase activity; ATP binding
Source: RefSeq, a predicted model, not a curated record
AUGGAAGAAGGUACAUAUUUCUUAAAUUCAGACGAAAUGAGAAACACCCUUUUAUUUAAAUAUUUCUGUACAGUUGCUAAGACUGCCGUAAACACAGCCAAAGAAGUUAGUGAAGUCAAGCCUGUCAAGGAGACCAAGCCUGCUAAAGAACCUAAAGCUCCCAAAGAACAAAAACCAAAGGAAGCAAAAGAAUAAAAGGAAACUAAAGCCCCAGUUGUUGAAGAAAAGCCCUUCACUUAUGAUUUUACUGAAGACUUAAAGCUCGUCAACCACAGUUUCGAAAAGGUUAGAUUAAACCCUACCACUUCAUAUGUCGUCCCUCCUGAAUUAAUGAACAAGCCUUCAAGUUAAUAUUUGGUUGGUUCUGUUGAAAAAAUCUCUAACAUUCUUAUUGAUCCUGAAAACUACAUUGGAAAAGUAGGAACUGUUGCUGGUUGGGCUAGAACUACUAGAGCUGCUGGUAAGGAUCUUUUCUUCAUCGAAUUGAACGACGGUACUUGCUAAAAGGGUAUUCAAAUCGUCGUAAGUAGUGGUACUAUUGAAAACUACGAUACUGUCGUCAAGAUUAAUACUGCAACUUCAGUGAAGGUCACUGGUCUUUUCGUCAAGCCUGAAGGUGGUAGCGAAAAGGUUGAAGUCAAGAUUGGAUCUGCUGAACACAAGGUUGAAAUUUUGGGUGCUAUUGAUCCUGCUCUCUCUAAGACUUACCCUAUGGCUAAAAAGUUCCACACUGUCGAAAAGUUAAGAGAAAUUGCUCACUUACGUCCUCGUUCUAACUUAAUUGGUUGUGUUGCAAGAAUUAGAAACAAUCUUGCUUAUGCUACUCACAUCUACUUCCAAUCUAACGGUUUCCAAUACAUUCACACCCCUCUUAUUACUGCAUCUGAUUGCGAAGGAGCUGGUGAAAUGUUCUAAGUUACUACAACUUUACCCAAGCCUGAAGAAUCUCUCCUCAAAGUUAAGGAUAAGGUUCUUGAUAAGGAAGGUAGAAUCGAUUACUCUAAGGAUUUCUUCAAGAAGCCUGCCUUCUUAACUGUCUCUGGUUAACUUUCUGUCGAAAACUACUGCUGCGCCCUUUCCAACGUCUAUACUUUUGGUCCUACCUUUAGAGCUGAAGUUUCUCACACUACUCGUCACUUGGCUGAAUUCUGGAUGAUCGAACCCGAAUUAGCUUUCGCUGAUGUUCACGAUGUUAUGGAUUGUGCUGAAGGUUACGUUAAGUUCUGUCUUGAAUAUGUCUUAACUAACAACAAAUCCGAUCUUGAAUUCCUUCAAAAUGCUUUGAAAAAGCCUGAACUUGUUGAAUAUCUUAAGGGUUUGAUCAGCGGUCCCUUCGCUAGAUUGAGCUACACUGAUGCCAUCACUCUUCUCUAAAAGGCUGUUGCUAACGGAAAGGUCUUUGAAAACAAGGUUGAAUGGGGUGAGGAAUUAGCUACUGAACACGAACGUUUCCUCGCUGAAGUAGUUUUCAAGAAGCCUGUUGCCGUAUAUAACUAUCCUAAGGGAUUCAAGGCCUUCUACAUGAGAUUAAACGAAGAUGGCAAGACUGUCGCUGCCUUCGAUAUGUUGGCUCCUUAAGUAGGUGAAUUAAUUGGAGGAUCUCAAAGAGAAGAAAGAUUAGAUGUCUUAGAAAAGAGAAUGAUUGAAUCUGGCUUAAACCCUGCUGAUUACUGGUGGUAUUUGGACUUAAGAAGAUACGGUACUGUUCCUCAUGGUGGUUUUGGUUUAGGUUUCGAAAGACUUUGCAUGUUAUGUUCUGGUGUUGACAACGUUAGAGACGUUAUUCCUUUCCCCAGAACUCACGGUAACGCUGAAUUUUGA